Molecule: messenger RNA, 617 nt
Organism: Guillardia theta CCMP2712
Lineage: Eukaryota; Cryptophyceae; Pyrenomonadales; Geminigeraceae
Exons: 1
Coding region: 242-547 (101 amino acids)
Source: RefSeq, a predicted model, not a curated record
AUUGUACAGUCUGCCGGAACACAACAAUUUGCCUCUGCCUACACCUUGUGUUUCACCUUUCAUUCCUACACACAUCUCAUACCUUACCUGCAUCUGUUCACAAAGCUUCUUGAAAGGAAAGAACAAUCCAAGUUUGUUGCAUUCAUCGCAAGUCCUUCAUUUUUUGUAAGCAACGCCCUUCUUCUCAUCAGCCCCUAGGACCUGGAGUCAACCAACAUCGUAUCAAGCAAAACUGAACGCAAUGCCCGAAUCCACAGAAAUUGAAACGAGAAGUUUUCAAACAACGUCAACCCUUCAGCACGACAAAUGCAGUCCAGAGAGCGUGGAGCAGUCCUGCAGCUCGUGGUCAAACAACGACUCGGAGUAUACAUUUGGGAUGCACCAGCCAUUCAACGACAACAGUGCCUCUGCCUGCGAUCUUGAGUUCUCAAUUGAGUUCGAGAAGAACCUACAGUCGUUCGUUGGAAACAAGAAGUCCCACUUUGGAGAGUGCGGACCAUGGGCGGGCAAGACUGACAAGAGCGAGAAGUGGCGAGAUUUGCUUUGAAUAGUGUAUACUCAAUUCAUAUUCUUUAGUGGACAUAACAUGUUCUGUAAAUAAACUGUUUCAUGGCAUU